Chlamydomonas reinhardtii is the source of this 2192-nucleotide messenger RNA. RefSeq lists its product as uncharacterized. Gene Ontology annotation, molecular function: N-acetylgalactosamine 4-sulfate 6-O-sulfotransferase activity. NCBI's taxonomy places the organism in Eukaryota, Viridiplantae, Chlorophyta, Chlorophyceae, Chlamydomonadales, Chlamydomonadaceae. The record is from RefSeq and is a predicted model, not a curated record. The transcript is spliced from 10 exons. The coding region runs from base 123 to 1289 and encodes 388 amino acids. Gene Ontology annotation, biological process: hexose biosynthetic process.
CUCACUUCGUGCACGAGUUUGCUUAAGUCUACCGACUGGCCACUACUUGACCGUACCUGAUUACAAGGGGACUUCAAACAUCACGAAACAACAAUUAAGACAUCGUAUCAAGGCUAAGGAGGAUGGCCGCGGCAACAGCCAAACUUUUAGCAGCUGCGUUGUUGGGUGCGAGCUUGUUAUGUACAGCGGUGCAAGCACAAGAAGUCAACCCCUCUAGUUACCUGGCGAGUCAGGUCAACGAGCCCAAGUAUACAAUUCAGGAAGUCUGGGGAGCGCAUAAGCACCUCAAUAACUUCCGGGAGAUAGACAUGGCAGCAAAGGACACGUUCGUGGCGUUGCCCCGGGAGUACAGCAGCACCCACCGCAACCCGUGCUGGGAGCAGGAGGGCGCGUUCAAGUGCCUGCCCUACUUCCAGAUCCUGGGCGUGUCCAAAUGCGGCACCACCGACCUGUACAACCGCCUGACGGAGCACCCCGACAUGGUGGACUGCACUUGGAAGGGCCCCCACUUCUGGGAUGAGGCUGCUUAUCCGGUGCGUGUGAAGCGGGCGCCGGGGCGCUACGACGGCUCGUUCCCCGCCUACAUCGGCAUCUUCGACAAGCCGGCCCAGAAGAUCAAGGCCAAUCCCAACGCCAUCACCGGCGAGGCCUCGUCCAACACCUUCACCGCCGUGUGGUCGCACUUGCGCGGCCGCACGCUGACCAAGCGCAUCAACGCCACACUGGCGGAGUACCUGUGGGAGGCCACGCCCUACGCCCGCUACAUCGUCAUGUUCCGAGAUCCGGUCACCCGGUACCGCUCAGCCUUCUUCUACUACCGCACCAAGUCCCUGCCCAAGGCCACGGACAAGGAGUUCCUGGACCGCGUCAAGGAGGACAUCGCGGAGUGGGAGAACUGCCUGUCCUCGAACAGCAAGCUCUACUGCCUCAAGAUGUACACGCCGCAGCAGCUGGUGAAGGGCAUGUACGCCGACUUCCUGCCGGCCUGGCUGGCGGUGUGGCCGCGCGACCGCUUCCUGUUCUUCCGCACCGAGGACUACAAGGCGGCGCCCGUGCCGCACAUCACAGCAACCAUGAAGUUCCUAGGCCUCCGUGACCUGCAAGAGAGCGAGAUGAAAAGCAUCCUGGAGCUCCAAGCCAAGAACACGCAGUCUUCCAAGUACGACGACAGCACGUUGAGCCCUGAGCUGAAGGAGGCGUACAAGACCCUGCAGGACUUCUACCGGCCCUACAACCAAGCUCUAUCCAAGGCAUUCGGGGACGACCCCCGGUGGCUGUGGGGCUACUGAAGCAGCAGCUGAAUGACUGAGCGUCAGCUUGUUUCGUAGCAAACCGCGGCACUGUUGCAGUACUGAAAUAGAUUUAGGGCCUUGGCUGAGUGCGUGAAGCGACAGGAGGCAGGGGUAUGAGACGGUGUGCUUCGGCGGCGCUGGCGUCAGGAGAGAGUGCGUGAUCACGAAAGUCGUGCAAGCGGCACAUGGACGCGUGGGAAUGUGGGUUGAAGGUGAGGCUCUGCGCAAGUGUGGUAGUGACGGCCUUGCCUGCGUGACCAGGACCUUGCGGGCUUCAUACCACAUCUGGGAAUUCUGGGAUUGAUAGGUAUUGCCCUUAUGACAACCAAAACGCUGCGGUAGGGCAGACGCCAGGAGCGGGAUGGAGGAGCGGGGCCGUACCUCGGACAGAGGUUGAUUACAGGCCACCCCGCCAGCGGACUGUCGUCACUGCCCAGGCGACCGGGGGCAUCCGAGGCGAGGGCAUCUGAGGCUCUCUCGCGCUCGCCGCGUCCCCUCACGAAGCAUCAAUGUGUUUGGUCUUCGCCUAGAACAGGCGACAGCAGGAACGGUGUAAGUGGGCUGGCGCUGCACAAACAGUCUGACAGCCAAGGAGUGCACAUUGUGUCAACAUAUUAAACAGUCGGAUUCCCUUGUCCGUACCAGUUCUGAGUGCACAGCCAAGGAGUGCCCAGCGCGCGUACGUUCACACUGCGUAUCAAUAUGUAAUAUGCGUAUUGAGUACUAGUACGUCAAUAACAAGUAGUAGUACGCUUGAAAAUACGUUCUUGUUUAGGUGCGUUGAGUGCGGCGUCGGAUUGGAUAGGAGUUAGGCUUCGAAGCUUCACCCUGUCCCCCGAUGGUAUCAAUGUGCGCCCGGGAUGAUAUGCGCCAUCAUAAACAAGAUACGGCAACUUCAUU